Theileria parva strain Muguga is the source of this 10590-nucleotide messenger RNA. RefSeq lists its product as uncharacterized. The coding region runs from base 1 to 10590 and encodes 3529 amino acids. Lineage: Eukaryota; Apicomplexa; Aconoidasida; Piroplasmida; Theileriidae. The transcript has a single exon. The record is from RefSeq and is a predicted model, not a curated record.
AUGAGAAAAUGUAUGAUAUUCAUAAAAUUAUUGUUUUAUAUCGCCUUGUUACAUAAAUGGAACGGUGUAGAAUCACAACCAACUUCUUCAGGUAGAAGUAAUUCUUCUGGUUCCCAAGGUUCUCGUGCCCAGUCCACUACACCUAAAUCUCAAAAUCAGACUCAAUCUAGUCAAUCUCAAUCACAAUCAACUGCAUCUGCAACUUCACGACGCAGAACUGGUACUACUGGAGCUCAAGGAUCCCAACCAACAAAACCUCCAUCUCAACCAGCUUCAUCAAAUGGAAGUGGAUCUCAUGCUAGUCCUAGAGCCUCUACAGGCCAAUCCUCUACACCUAAAUCCCAACCUACAACUCCAACAAGUCAAUCCCAACCAAAAUCAACUGCAUCUAGAACAUCUAGUACUGGUGUAGGUCAAGCCAGGGGAACUCCUUCGUCAGCAACUUCACAACCCAGUAGGGGUGUUGGUGUAGGUCGAGGGAGUCAACCUAAGGCAACUGCUGCUACAAUUGGUACUUCAACACCUACAACACCUCCAACUCCAACUACAUCUGCUGCUCAAACUAAGGCAACUCCUACAACAGGUGCUAGACCUGCUACUCAGCCUAAGGUAACUCCAGCAUCUGCAUCAUCAACCCAACCUAAGUCUCAAGCAAAUGUAACUCCAGUAAGUGGAUCUGCUGCUCCAUCCGUGUCAACUUCUGCCACACCUACCAAACCUGUGUCCCAAUCUACUCCUACUACAUCCGUUACCAAGGUUACCCUAAACAUAGAUACCACUAAGGAAUCCACUAGUGAGUUAGACUACUCCAAGAUUGGUGAUAUUCAUAAUUAUACUCCUAAGCAAAACCAUUUGUUUUCUAAGGUUACUCAUGGAUCAGUUGUUGUUUGGGAAUCAAAAACUGAAGUGCAUGGUACCCGAGUCACAUAUGUGUGUAUUAUCAAAUAUCUCGUUGUCCUCCUCAGUAAUGAUAUGUUCCUACUGUUCCAUCAGUCAUCUGGUACCUGGACCGAUGUAACAAAAGAGAGGUAUGAUGUUGAUAAGCUCAAAUUCUUUGGUGAGAAUGAUGCUGCUCUAAAUAAAUCUAGCUACUCAACUACCCUAAUUAGUUAUUCAUACAGUCUUGAGUUCAAUGCUGGAGUCAAGUGUCAGAAGGUGAAAUACGGUAAUGAAGAUGUUUGGAAACAUAGUGACGACACUGACUUUGGGUCAAUAAAAUCUCUGUUUAUUGAUCUUAUAUCAAAUCAGCUCAGUGUGAAGAAUGAAUCCGGUCAACUGAAGAAACUAGAAUAUAAACCUAAGGAAUCAAACGGUACCACAUCUGAGACAGCUGAUGCCACCAAGGAACCAACCACUCCUACUACAGUAACUACUAAAUCUGAUCCAACCACUACUGCAACAGCUACUGAAACAUCUUCUAGUACUUUAACUACUGAAUCUGAUACCGCUACUACACAAACUACUCCUGUAACCACUCCAACUUCUUCAGGUAGUUCUGUCACUCAGUCCAAACGUCUUGAAUCCUCCAGUACUUCGGGCAAUAUUCAUACAUUCACAUCCGGUGUUAGCCACUCUGCUGUUGAUGCAUCCCAAGGCGCUUCUGUUUUGGAUUCAGGUAGUUCCUCUAGUACCCUGGUAUUGACUGAGUAUAAGAAAUUGCCAUCAAUCCGAUUAACUACCUCUACUGAUACUGAUACAUCAUCGAAAUCCCAAACCGCUACUCCCGUAACCACUACUACCACCAACGUUGCUCUCGAUAUCGAUAAGAAACAGUCCACUGACCAGUUUGAAUAUUCUGAUAUUAAUAACUAUCGUAUAUAUGUUGCUAAGACCAAUUUUGUCUUUAACAAAAUUGUUCAGGGAACAACCGUUAUUUGGGAAUCCAAAGAUUAUUGUGCUACCAGUGUCACUACUAAGACCAUAGAUAAUAAGGUUUUUCUAGCAAUAGUACUCAGUAACGGUAUGUUUACACUCGUCGAGAAGUCGAGUGGUAAGUGGACUGAUAUCACUUUUGAUAGGCACAAUGUUACUUCACUUAAGUUUUAUGGUGACCGUGAUACUGAGAUAAAGUCCUCUAAGUACUCAGUAACUAUGUCCGGUUUAUCUUAUAAUCUUGAUUUCAACACCAAUGUCGAUUGUAAGAAAAUCAAGUAUAAUAAUGUGACCCUCUGGAGCCAUACUGACGACAGUGAGUUUGGAACAAUUAAGUCACUGUCACUAGACCUUGCUAAAAACGUCUUCUUUGUGAAGAAUUCGGCUGAUAUUGUAAAGAAACUAGAACUCAAAUACAUUUCCCUUGAUAUCGAUAAGAAACAGUCAACUGAUGAGUCGGAUUAUUCCAAAAGUGAUUGUCAUACAUAUAUGACUAAGUCUAAUUUUGUCUUCAACAGGAUUGUUCAGGGUACAGAUUUCGUUUGGAAAUCACAGGUGUUGUUUGGUACCAAGGUGACUGCUGCUGGUGACUUUUUGACCAUUCUACUGAAUAAUGGUACUUUCAAACUGUUUCAGAAGUCUGUUGGUGAGUGGAUUGAUAUCACCCCUAACAAACAUGAUAUUGGCAAACUCAAGUUCUAUGGUGAAGGUGAUCGUCUUCUCAAGUCCUAUGAUUACUCAGUUACUCUCUCUUGUCUUGCCUUUAGUUAUGAGUUCAACGUUGGCUCCGAGUGUCACAAGGUCAAGUACGGAGAUGAUGUCCUGUGGAAUCACUCUGACGACAGCCAGUUUGGAACCAUUAAGACAUUUUCACUAGAUCUUCCUAAAAACCAAUUCACCAUCAAGAAUAAUUCUGGCACUGUCAAGAAUGUAGAAUUUAAAUACGUCAUCCUCGAUCUCAACACCAUGGAAUCCACAGAUCAUUUUGACCGUACUGGUGAUGAUGGAAUUUUCAAAUUUGUUGUAAAGUCUGGCUAUGUGUUCAGUAAAGUUGUUCAGGGUACAAGCGUUGUUUGGGAGCCCCGGGAUAGCGCUUACUGUACUGAGGUAACCUAUAUUGUUGCUGGAGACUUCAAGUAUUUGUCAGCUGUACUUGAUAACGGCAGUUGUUUACUUCUUUACAAGACUUCUAAGGAUAAACCUUUUAAAGACAUAACCUCUACUAGCUAUAAUGUUACUAGACUCAAAUUUCUCACCGAUGAUAAUAGUGAACUCAGUACUAGUGACUACAAGGUUACUGUUGCCGAACACUGCUAUAAUCUUGAGUUCAAUUCUGAUGUCAAAUGCAGUAAGAUCACUCACAAUGGUGCAGAUCUUUGGAAACACUCUGAUGACACUCAGUUUGGAACAAUCAAAUCACUCCAUCUUAAUCUCAUAAAUAACCAACUCGGCUUAAAGAAUCAGUCUAAUACUCUAAAGGAACUUCAGGUCCCGUUGCCUCCAACUCCUGAUGUUACAGAUACCACUGGUACCAAAAUCACAAUUGAUCUCAAUGAGACCAAGGAGGUAGAAGGCAUGUUUACAUAUAGCCAUGAUGGUAAGUGUCAUACCUACGCUACUGCUGGGUUUGGCAACACAUUUGGCAAGGUUAUGAAGGGCACCAGAGUUGUCUGGGAACCCGUUGGUAAUGUUCAAGCAAAAAAAAUUAUAUAUGUUGAUGACCAUGUGAAAAACGUGGUCGUAGUACUCACUGAUGGUAAAUUUCUACUUCUAAAGCAGUCUGAUAACAACUGGGAUGAUGUUACCAAAUAUACACUUGACGUCAGUAAACUGGUGUUUCUUGGUGACAAUCACGGAGCCACCUCUCUAGGCGUUAGUGCUAGCGUCACAGUAGUUGACACGGCAAUGACAUUAACACCUGAUGAUCAAAGUAAACUUAUUUCUGGAUCUGCAUCCUCAUCCCCUGUGACAUCACCUGUUAGUCAACCCAAGUCAGCUACUGUAACAACUACUCCGGCUACAACACCUCAGACUCAAGGUCCGGCACCAGCUAAAGAUCCAGAAGCUAAAUCUACAACUACAACUGCACCUCAAGUAAGUGGACCUGCCGUUACUCCAUCAACUGCAACACCUUCACCAGCUAAAGUUACAUCUCCUCCUGCAGCUACACUAAGUGGAACUGAAGUUACUCCACCCAAGGUGGCCGUUUCUGGCACACCAGUUACUCUUGAUAUUGAUAAUACUCAAUCCGCUUCCGAGUAUGAUUACAAAGAUGAGGGUGGUGUAGUAACUUAUACUCCCAAAGAAAACCAUGUGUUCAGUAAGGUUACCGAGGGGCCCAUUGUUCUUUGGAAGUCAGAUGAUGUAUCUGGAACCAUGGUUAGGAUCUGUAGCAAAUUAUUAGUCAUACUCUUCAAUAACAAUGAAUUCAAACUGUUCGAACAGUCUGAAGGUAACUGGAUUGAUAUAACCGAUAAGAGGCACAACCUUACCAAACUGAAGUUCUUUAAUGACAGUAAUGCUCAGAUUAAGCCCACUGAAUACACUGUUACAAUUGUUGAAUUAUCCUAUAGAAUUCAGUUUAGCCAGGGUACUAUCUGUAGGAAGAUCACUCUUGGCAAUGAUAUUAUUUAUAAUUAUCAAGACGACACCGAUUUUGGGUCAAUUGGGUCACUUGACCUUGAUCUUGUUUCAAACGGUUUCUUCGUUAAGAAUGAGUCUGGUGAUCUUAAAUCCGUCACAAAACCAGUAAUACUUGAUCUAGAAACCACUAAAUCCACUCCAGAGUUCGACAUUAGUUAUAUCGAGGGUAGCGAUCACAUAUAUAUACCCAAAGAAAACCGUGUGUUCAACAAGGUUGUGAGGGGACCAACUCUUAUUUGGGAGUCCAAAGAUAAUGUUUGUGCUACCAUUGUCACUAUUUCCAGUAAAUUCCUUUCAAUUUUAUUUGACAACAACACGUUCAAGUUGUUCCAAGAGUCUGAAAAACAAUGGACUGAUAUCACUUCCGAUAGGCACAAUGUUGCAUCACUUAAGUUUUAUGGUGAUAAUAAUGUUGAGAUUAAACUGUCUGAUUACAUAGUAUCCAUGUCUGGUUUAUCCUAUAAUUUUGAGUUCAAAACUGGUGUAAAAUGUAAAAAAAUCACCCUUGACAAUGUGACUCUCUGGAGCCAUACUGACGACACCCAGUUUGGAACAAUUAAGUCAUUCUCACUAGGCCUUGUUUUAAACGGUUUCUUUAUCAAGAAUGAGUCUGGCACUGUCAAGCCCGCUGAACCCACCAAGGUGACUCUUGAUAUUGAGAAAACUCAGUCUACUGAUCAGUUAGAAUACAAGGAUCAGAAUGGAGUUGUCACUUAUACUGGGAAGGAUUGCCAUGUGUUCAGUAAAAUCAUGCAGGGAUCAACUGUUGUUUGGGAGUCAGAAGAAAACCUAUUUGCAACAAAGGUGAUCAAGGAUGGUAAUAAAAACUCUCUAUCCAUCAAUCUCAGUAACGGCACUACCAAGGAGUUCCAGCAGUCAGAUAGUAAGUGGACUGAGUCUCAAACCUCAUCACCAGUGACUACUUCAUCAUCUUCAGCCCAAACCGCUACUACCGAAACCGCUACUACCGGAACCACUACUACCACCAAGACUGUUCUUGACAUCGAUAUCAAGAAGUCAACAGAUCAGUUCCAAUAUUCCAAUAGCGGUGGCUUCACUAAGUUCGUUGCUAGGCCUGGCUAUGGUUUCACCAAGGUUACCAAGGGCAACAGUGUUGUCUUUCAGUCAACGCGUAUUUUGUUUGGUACCAUAGUCACGUAUAUGGAUAGUUGUAAUUACGUAUCUGCCCAAUUCAUUAACGGUAUGUUCAAGGAUUUUCAACUGUCAGGUACUAAGUGGACUGAAUCUAAGCCAAUUCAGAGUAAUAAUACUCCAUUCACUUCAUUUGACUACAAGGUUACAGUCACUAACUACAUAUAUGAAUUUCAAUUCAAUGAGGGAGCAGAAUGUAAGACUGUAAAGUAUGGUAAUGUGCAGGUCUAUAGACACACUGACCAUCCUUUCCAGAGGAGCUUCGGAUCCAUAAAGUCAUUUUCAGUGGAUCUUGUUAAAAACCGUUUUUUCAUCAAGAACCAGUCUUGUUCUAUGAGGGAACUACCAUAUGAACCUCCUCUUGACACCAAAUCUAUUGAUACCACUCAACGUCUAUUACUUACUAGAGGUCAAUCCACCACUGACGUCAUUGAGGCUGUAGAUGUAAGACCAAUCACUUUAGACCUUACAACUGCUACUAACAAUAAGUUCUCCCGCACUGAUAAGGAUGGCUAUGUAACUUAUACUGCUAAUCCAGGCUUUGUGUUUGGCAAGGUAACUCAUGGCGCCAAUAUCGUUUGGGAGUCAGAUAGUAACAUUUUCGGUAACUUAGUUAGGAUCAAGUCUGAAAGUAAUAAUAUGUUCCUAGUUAUACUACUUGAUAACAGUACUUUCAAACUGUUCCAGUUUUCUGAUGGUACUGUCUUUAAGGACAUAACCGCAGAGAAACGUGACGUUACUAAACUCAAGUUCCUUGGUGAGGGUGGUGAGAUCAAUCCCUCAGACUUCAAGGUUUCUCUUGCUGAUUUUGAAUUUAGUUAUGAGUUCCAUGAUAGAGUCAAGUGCCUUAGGAUCACCCUUGGCAAUGAAUGUGUUUAUGAACACAAAGGCGGUUUUGGAGCCAUUAAGUCACUGUCACUUGAUCUUGUUUUAAACAAGUUCAGCACGGUAGAGGUCAAGUCAGUUUCUCUAGAUAUUGACAAGUCUCAGUCUACCAAUGAGUUUGACCACACUGAGAAAAAUGGCGUUUCCACGUUCAGUCCCAAGUCCGGUCAUGUGUUCACUAAGGUAACCCAUUCCAAUACUGCCAUUUGGGAAUCAGAUGGUAAUGUUUGUGCUACCAUUGUUAAUACUAAGACCUCCGACAAUAAGGUUUUCCUAUCCAUCUUUCUCAGUAACAACAUGUUCAAACUGUUCCUUAAAUCUUCUGAUGGUGCCUUUAAGGACAUAACUAAUCAGAGGCAUGAUGUUAAGAAACUUAAGUUCCUUGGUCAGGAUGACUCUCCUCUCAAAUCGACUGAUUACUCAGUUUCUAUGUCUGGUCACACCUUUUUAUGCGAGUUCAAUCGUGGAUUCAAUUGUCUUGGGGUUAAGCUUGGAAAUGAAGAUAUAUGGAAACCUGAUGGCGACCCAAAAUUUUCUACUAUAAAGUCACUGUCUCUGGAUCUCAUCGAUAAUAAAUUCAGCCUUAAAAAUGAGUCUGGUGAUAUUAAACCUGUUGUCAUUCCAGUAAUACUUGAUAUCAGUAAGACCCAGUCAACAAGUGAGUUUGAAUAUUUGAAGGAAUAUGAAUUUCAUAAAUACACUGUUAAAUCCUGUUAUCUGUUCACCAAGGUAACUGAGGGCGCCAAAGUUGUCUGGGAAUCUAAUGAUACUGUGGGUGGAACUUUGGUUACUACCACUGGUGAGUUCCUCGCAAUCCUCCUGAACAACAAUUUGUUUAAACUAUUCCUUAAAUCCAGUGAGUGGGAGGAUAUAACCAAAUCUAGAAUUGACAUUAGUGGCCUUAAAUUUCUCACCGAUGAUUCUGAGAUAGGUACCAGUGACUACAAAGUUACCAUUUCUUGUCACUCAUAUAUUCUUGAGUUCAACCCUGGUGUCGAGUGUCACAAGAUCACUCACAGGGGUAUAGAUCUGUGGAAAUCUGAUGAUGACCAAAAGUUCAAAUCAGUUAAGUCACUGUCACUCUGUCUUUUAUCAAAUCAGCUCAGCGUUACUAAUGAGUCUGGGACUGUAAAGGAUCUAAAACUCACUAGUGAUACUACUGAAACUGAAUCCACCGCUCCUGUUACUAAAUACAUUACCCUAGAUGUUGAUAAGAAACAGUCUACCAGUGAGUUCGAAUGUAAGGAGAAGAAUGGUGUCACUUCAUAUACUGCUAAGUCUGACAUUGUUUUCACCAAAAUCACUCAUAAAACCACUGUCGUUUGGGAGUCUGGUGGUAACGUUUGUGCUAUCUUGGUGAGUGUCAAAGCUGAGUUCUUAGCAAUACUUCUGAGUAACAAUCAGUUCAAACUGUUUCAAAAGUCCUCUGAUGGAACAUGGAAAGACAUCACCAGUCAGAGGCACAACAUUUCCAAUCUCAAAUUCCUUGGUCAGGGUGGCUCUGUUCUCAAGUCGCCUGAUUACUCAGUUUCGAUGUCUGGUCUGAUUUUGGUAUAUGAGUUCAAUACCAAGUGCACAAAAAUUAUGCUUGAAAAUGAAAAUAUAUGGAAACCUGAUGACGAUCCAAAGUUUCCUAAGAUAAAGUCACUGUCACUCGAUAUCGCCAGUAACAAGUUCUCCUUAAAGUCUGACACUGCUGUGAAGGAACUAGAACUAAGUCUUGCCACUUCUACUGAAUCCGCUACUAAGUCUGCCACUGCUACUAGUGUUACUGAUCCUACUACUCAAACUACUCCUGAAUCUGUCACUGGAUUCCCUACUAAAUCCAGCCCUGAGUCUACUACUACCACCCAGCCCAAUGUAUCAACCACUACGCAAUCUGUCACUCCAACUCCAACUGGAACCACUGUCACCUCAGUCACUCUUGAUAUCAAUACCACUAAUAGUACCCAACAGUUCGAAUGUAAGGAGAAGAAUGGCGUAAUAUCAUACGUUGCUAAGUCUGGCAAUGUGUUCACUAAGGUCACUCAUGGCCAGACUUCUGUAUGGGAAUCUAGUGGUAAUGUUUCCGGCGCCAUGGUGACUACUAAGAAAGAUGAAUUCAUAGCCAUACUCCUUGAUAACAAAAAAUUCCUAAUAUUCCAGAACUCUGAUAAUAAGUGGACCGAUGUUACCUGUGAUAGAUGUGAUUUGGAUGAACUGAGUUUCUUCAGUGACGACACUGUUCUAACUUCAUCCCAGUAUAAGAUUGUCCUAUCUGAUCUUUCAUACAAUCUCCAGUUUAACGAUGGUGUCAAGUGUAGUAAGAUUACUCACAAGGGUGUACGUGUCUGGCCCGUUCCUGACGGCUCUAAGACAACUACUGAUACUGAUGAUACAACUAAGACUAUUGAUGACACUACUUCCUCCAAGAGUGCUAGUGACGACACUGGCUUUGGGUUCAUAAAGUCACUUCAUCUAGAUCUUGUAGCAAAUAAGUUCAGUGUGAAGAAUGAGUCUGAUCAAGUGAAGGAAUUUGAAUAUAAACCUGUUAAAUCAAAGAUCAUUACCUCAUCAUCUGGCGGCACCCUCAGUGUCGAUGCUGUUCCAGGACUUUAUAAACUGAACUUGGGUCUAACACAGUCCCAGUACGAUAUUGUAAAGGUUGGUAAAUCAUUUGAAUACCAUUUCAAACCUAAUGUGAAGUGCAGUAUGAUCCUUUUCAAUGAUGAUACAACUUCUUAUUAUCAUCCAACUGUCUGGAAUUCUCCAAAUCAAGAUGAUGUUUUUGGCACUAAAGUAGUUGUUUCUGAUGAUGUGAAGUAUCUUCUCCUUCUACUUAACAAUAAUAUGUAUAAAAUGUUCACUCACUUCUAUAACAGGUGGGUUGAAAUAUCUCGUGAUAGACGUGAUGUUUCCAAACUCAAAUUCUAUGGUAUCCAAGAAGUCUCCGACUCCAGUUCUUCCCUUACUGUUCCUGAAUCUGAUCGUCAACUUACUCCAUCUGACUAUAAGUUUUCCAUCAGUGAUUUCGUAUUCAGUUUCGAGUUUAAUGAGGGUAUCCUAUGUCGUAAAAUAAAUCUUGGUGAUAUGAUUGUUUAUAACUAUGAUAUUCUCAAGACUCCUAUAAAGUCCUUCAAUAUAAAUCUUCGUACCAACCAGUUCUCGGUAAAUAAUAGGUUUGGUGAUGCUAAUGUUGAACUUGUACAGAGACCUGAUACUCUUAUCACUAUUGACCUCAAUGUUUGUGAGACUACUUUUGAGUAUCAGUACCUUAAGACUGAUGACGAUUUUCAUACAUACGUUCCUUUGUUUGGGUACGCUUUUAACAAAAUUGUCCGUGGUUCCAAUGAUAUCUGGGAGUCCACUACCGAUUGCUCUCUCAAGGUAGUAUAUAUGGACUCUGCUAAACUCCUAGCCAUACUCAUGGAUAAUAAUAAGUUUUUCCUAUUCCAAGAGUCCUCAGGUACCUUUAGGGACAUUACCUCUAUGAGACAUGACGUAAGUAACCUUAAGUUCCUUGACACUCGUGACUCUGAACUCACAUCUUCUGACUUAAAAAUCACUAUUGUUAACAACUCCUACCGAUAUGAAUUUAAGGAUGGUGUCAGGUGUCAAACAGUUAAGUAUUCUGACGAUGUUCUUUGGAGACAUUCUGAUCACACUAAAUUUGGAACAAUUGUUUCAUUUCACCUAGGUCUUGUUUCAAAUAAGUUUUUCGUAAAGAACCAGUCUGAUCAAUUGAAGAUGAUUGAAUAUAGGCCUGGUACUCUUCCCAUUGUAACCGAUGUUAACAGGAACACUUCCUCAGAACUUGACAUUGAUAAGAAAGGGUCAACCGAUCGAUAUGACUAUGAGAAUAAUGGUGAUGAUCACAUAUUCACCCCUAAAUCUGGUUGUGAAUUCUCCAAAGUUGUCCGUGGUGAAAAGGUUAUCUGGGAGGCUUCUGAAAAUUUAUUUGCAAAGGAUGUAAUAUUUGAUGAAGCUAAUAAUUAUGUGACUAUUGAACUUACCAAUGGUUCCUUCCGAACAAUUACACUUUCUGAUACUACUACCUAA